This is a messenger RNA of Callorhinchus milii (elephant shark), 6243 nucleotides long. RefSeq lists its product as uncharacterized. The record is from RefSeq and is a predicted model, not a curated record. Gene Ontology annotation, molecular function: chromatin binding. The coding region runs from base 1 to 1794 and encodes 597 amino acids. Lineage: Eukaryota; Metazoa; Chordata; Chondrichthyes; Chimaeriformes; Callorhinchidae. Gene Ontology annotation, biological process: mitotic chromosome condensation. The transcript is spliced from 5 exons.
AUGACGUCUUGCUUGUUCUUGGUUUUAAUGUGGUGGAAAAUUGAGGCUGUCGCUGGUAUCCAGAGCUGGAUCACUGGCUCACCUCCGAAGAAGAGGCAGAGAACUGUGGAGGACUUCAACCAGUUCUGCACCAUUGUGCUGGCGUACGCAGGCUAUAUUCCCUAUCCCAAAGAGCAUGACCCCUGGUCACACGCUAAUCUGAGUCCCCGGAACAGCACGGGCAGCACGCUGGACAGUGACAGCUGGGAGUCCUCCCGCUCCUCAGAUUCCCACAUCCUUCACUGCAGGAAACAGAUCAAAUGCAGCGCUGACAAGGAGGGCCUGAAGCGAGCGCGCUCAGACAGCCUGUUACUGGGCUGUUCGAACUUCACCAACUCCCUGUUUGACAGCCCCGAGAAGAGCAGCUCGGAGAAACUCAAGAAAAAGAAAAUCUCUUCAAAAAAGAUAGGACUGGAUGGAGUGAAGAAGAGGAAACACCCGGAGAGCGGGAAGAAGCUGACUUCAGACGGCAUUAAGAAGAUUGUGGGACUUUCUAAACCCACCGGCGAGCUGGGAAAACCGAAGGAAGGCAAUCAGGGUCAGCUCCUGGGCAAGGGAGGCGUCAUGCCUGUGGGCAAGGCCUUGGGGUUGCCUAUGGGCAAGCCUUCAGGCAUGUGUAUGGGCAAGAUGCCAGGCAUCGCUAUGGGCACAAUGCCAGGCAUGGCUAUGGGCAAGGCAUCAGGCAUGUGUAUGGGCAAGAUACCAGGCAUGGCUAUGGGCACAAUGCCAGGCAUGGCUAUGGGGAAGGCAUCAGGCAUGUGUAUGGGCAAGAUACCAGGCAUAGCUAUGUGCAAAGUGCCAGACAUGGCUAGGUGCAAAGUGCCAGGCAUGGCUAUGUGCAAGAUGCCAGGCAUGGGUGUGGGCAAGGCUUCUGGCAUGGCUAUGUGCAAGGUGCCAGGCAUGGGUGUAGGCAAGGCCUCUGGCAUGGCUGUGGGCAAGCUGCCAGGCAUGGCUAUGGGCAAGGCAUUAGGCAUGACUGUGGGCAAGGCCACAACCUUUUCUGCAGCUGUGGACAAGGCCUCAGGCAUGGCUAUGGCUGUGGGUGUGGAUAAGGUCACAGGAUUGUCUGUAGCUGUGGACAAGCCCUUAGGCGUGGAGGAGAGCAAGGCCUUAGACAUGGCUGUUGCUGUGAGCAAGCCCUCAAGCCUAGCCGUGACUGUGGGUGGGGCAUCGCAGAGUGAAACCGAGUCUGAAGAGGAGUCCAUCAAAAUAUCGCCGAACACCGAAGUUGCGUGUAAACCCCCAUCUCUCGUGAAAGAGUUUGGGAAGGAGGUUGAAGAGGAAAGAAUGUUGGUCAAAGAAGUGAAGCAGGAGCAGGAAGUGAAACAGGAACAGGAAGUGAAGCAGGAGCAGAAAGUGGAAGAGAAGCAGGAAAUGGAAAAGGAACAGGAGGAGGUCAAGACGGAGAAGAAAGAAGUGGAGGAUGAUCAACACAGUGAGGAUUUGGAAGGCUCGAUUGACGAUGAUGAGAUGUUGGGUUCAGCACUUAGUGAUGAGUCGUCACCUACAGAAAACUUGAAGAUAGAAGAUGACGACUCCUGGGAUCUGAUCACGUGUUUCUGUAUGAAGCCGUUUGCGGGCAGACCUAUGAUCGAGUGCAGCGAAUGUGGCACAUGGAUCCACUUGUCCUGUGCCAAGAUCAGGAAAUCCAACGUCCCUGAGGUUUUCAUCUGUCAGAAGUGUAAGGAUGCCAAGCAGGACAUUCGGAGAUCCAACCGGGCACGCACAGGCCCCAAGAAACGCUUCAGCGAAUGACUAUGUGGUGCCGGUCUGGAGGCUGGACACGGUGACGCUGGCAGGUCUUAGAGACAAUCAUGGAGAAGGGAGUUUGGGAACUUGACGGCCAUGUCCUGUGUCCUGGGCUGGAUUCGAAUGUUGCCUUUUUGUCAAAGAAACAAAGUUCAGUGGUGCAGCGUUCACUUUACAUUGAAUCUGUAUAUAGUUCAGAAACUGGAGCUGUUUGCUUCUCUCCUCCCGCCUCCCCCAGUCGCCCAGUACCGGCCGAUCUCCAUUGUUGACAGCAGGACUUCGGGAGCUGAGGAGACAGUUUCUGUGGUGUGGUACUUAAGGAGGUUUCAAUGAACAGGAAGCAGGACUUCUUUAUAACCAGAUCGACGCCAUAGGUUCGCUGUAGCUGUACGUGGGGCCAUGGUCAGUGUGUCGAGAGGAGCUGGAAACCUAGUAUAGCGGAGAUUCCUGUUAUAACAAUGUUAGUCAGGAUCUGUUGGUCCACAUCUCUCACGCUGGGUAACAGGCAAAAGCUCCCCAGACAUCGACUUCCAGAAGUGAAUCAGAAGCCAAAGAUAUCAAAUGGAAGAGCUGUGCCCCAGCUUCAGGUGUUACUAUGCAAAGGCCCAGGCGUACACUUCUCUCAGCGUUAAAAUAUCUGAGAGAAUCUGAAACAUCCCAAUACAAAAGGGUAGAACUUCACCACUGUCUGAUCUCCCUCCGGCUCCAGUCAGAGCAGUUCUGACUGUAAUGGAUCUUUUCCCGUAGGAUGUAUGAGUUGGUUGUACUGCGCUGGUGAAGUUAACCCAACACACCAGGGGCAAACUGCGGCUGGCAAACACACCGUUUGAUGUCCAUGUGUUUGACGUCAGUCCUGGCCUCUUCUUCAGCUGUUGUUCAGUUCCACAGCAGGAAGUUCAGACCCUCCCCCAGUGACUGCCGACUCUGGUGAUCUCUCCAUCUCUCCGCUGGCAGUUAAUGUCACUCACCCCUGCCCCCUUCUCUUCCCUGAAAUUCAUCCUUACCUUGGAAGGGCAUUCUGCAAAGGCGGUGGAUGUGAAGGAAGAUUAAAGCCACAGGUAGAGGUUGGGUUCUGGUGUGUCUGUACUGUGACAGAACCAGAACCAGAACCAGCUCAGAACCAACCAGCAUUAGUGAUGUCCAUUACUGUUACAAUCAUGUAAUCUGAACCCUGCAACAGUUUUUACCAAACCCACCCCGUGUCUGUGAGCAGCAAAGCUUAUUCCGUUGGCUGGGGCUCUCAUUGUCUGGCCAUGGGUGAUGGGGUGUGUCUUAUGUUGGCACAGUAUCCAUUGGGAUUGUGAUGGAGUGUUCGGCACAAAGGAGCGUCUGAGCAACGCUUCGGUUCAAUGUGCAACAAACAGUAGCAACUGGUCAAAGAGGACAACUUGGCAAAAACUUUUUUUUCUUUUUAACUUUAGUGCUGUUCAAACCACCUGGGGUCUUAACGUUAACUGGAUUCCUACUGACUGCUCCAACACUGCGGGAAUCCAGUACAGAGAAUUAAGCUACGGCCAGAGGUUCAGUGUGCUUGGAUUUCAGGAAUUGGUAUGAAUGAGCUUGGGAGGAAAAGGUCUUCAUGGACAUGGUUGGAGGGGACGUAUGUUGGAGCUGAAACACUAGCCUUCACUACUAUUAGCUCCACAAUCAUUUGUCUCUUCAGUCGAGUCUGUCUUUAUUUUGUGUUGUGUCUCCUCCCCCCACCUCCCCCCACCCACUGUAAAUACUACUCAAAGCUGAUCUGUAAAUAAUUCUGUACGAAGAGUAUCUGGAAGUAAAAGAUGAGAUGAUGGUGAACUGAGCGCAGGAAAGACAGAUUUUGAGGUUUAAAUUGCACUAUUGCCUUUCACUGUAGGAGUUUUUUGCCUGAGGGUCCUGGGCUGACUUUCUAUUACUUUGUAUAAAUGUAAGAUAAUUAGGUUGUUUUCAAAGGCGCAGGAAAUGCGUAAAAUGUACCCGUUUCCUUAAGUUCGUAGACUGUUUGUGUCGGUGAUACCUGCUCCCGGGACAUUGGCUUAUUUUGUUUUUGGGGAUGAUUGGGAGAGGCUUUUAGAAAUAUUGUUUUCUUGCUGCCUCUCUGCCAUGUUCCUUUGUGGUGGUGGUGGUGGGGGGCGGGGGCACGUUUGUCACAGGACGGGGUGAUCAGCCUCCAGCUCCCCCGGGACUGGAAGUCCGAUCCUGCUUUGAUACACUCCCAAUGAUUCCACCCCCCGCAUCCCUCCUCCAGGAUGACUUGGAGGAUGGAGCUGCCCCCCACCCCAGUGGAGGAGAAGGAGCUAUUGAGGCUGAUUUGUGAUAUUCACAAACAAUAUUGGUUGAGUUUAAUGUGUAGGAUUCUCCUGAUUUCCUAGUUGCAGAAUUUUCCAUAAAGGCCUCACUUGGCAGACAAUUUUCCCACUUGUCCGAGUUGGGAUUAACGUCAACACCGCAAAUUUACACGACAAACCCAGCCUGCAGGUGUUGGGUAUUAGUUUAUUGUGAGGGGCUGCUAGUCACAAUCACGCCAUCAACUCUUUGUUGCAAAUGUGGAGGAGGGGGGAGAUUUUGCACUGUUUCUUAACAAAUUUCUUGACUUGAGAAAUGCUGAUUUCCAUGACGUCAACUCACGGGGAAAGGGGCUGAGACUCAAUCCGGUUUUCAGAGCGAGUUUCCUUGGGAUCGGAGUGUCGUAUGUGCUGUGUCUGGUUACUGGAAAUCAGUUAGGAAAUACUGCAAAAUGGGCUCUCCUCUCCCUCGGGCCCCGAGUUGUGCGGUUGACAAACUCCAGUUGGUGAUUUGAGGAAAUGGCCCUGAGCGUCUGUCUGGCUGGAUUUUUUUAUACAUUAUAUUAUAUUGAAAACACGUUUCUGUACUUCUUUUUGCCUCUUUUUAAAAAAUACAUUGACUUUUCUAUCAGCCGAGGUGUCAGGUUAUUUUAUAAUCUUGUGGUUUUGUUUAAAGUGCUUCGCGAGUGGGAAGGAAUCUGUUACGCAGCCAUUUAACGCACAUUACAUUUCAGGUCUUGGACACUGCUUGUAGUGACCUCACUUUACCCCAAACCCCUGUCUGUACUCAGCAGGGAGGAAGGGAGGGGAAAAAGAGUGAGAGGUGCUGUCAGCUCACUCAGCAUCGACCAGUUGUGGAGGCCGAUACCCACAUUCCCAUUAGACCUGUUUUUGGUGUGAAGAGAAACUGCUCUCAGACUGACUCCAGUGGCUCCUUCCCUCAGUCAGUUUGGGUUUUGUUCUGAGCGUCCGCUGUCUGCCAAUGCUCUGUGACGGUCUCUAGUCUGGUUCCUAAGCCAGGCGGGUCCACAAUAUUCCAAGGAACUAACCAGCCUGGCUCAUUGGCAUGACCUGGAAGGGCAGACCAGUCAUUGGGAAUAGGGAAUCGUCCCACUCAGCUCCAGUUAACCCUGCAGCCAAAGCCCCAAUGAGAAGGGCGGUCCGAGCUGGAAUAGCAGCAAGAAAGACAGUGCUUUCAAUGCCAAGCUGAACAAUCCCAGCAGUUACCCCAAGGCAUACUCUGGAGUCCCUGAUCCUUGGCUCUCACCAACCUGCUCCUAAUACAGCAGCGUGCAUUCCUCUAGUCUAGGGAGAGAGUCUGCAUUCCCUUCCACAUGGAAAUUUCCGUGUGUAGGUGGGAUCCGUGAAACUGUCUGUUUGAAUAUUCCUAAGCACAGUGAAAGCUUUCUACGUGUGUCACUCGCUGAGCAGCAACUAAAGGCCAGAGCCAAGCAAGAAGCACCCCUCAGCACUGAACUAACCAGCUGUCGAUUAAAACGUAUCUCAUUUGAAUAUAUAAGUGUACAAACCAAUGCCCCCCCACCCUUCUGUAAGCUGUGGUAGGGAGGGAAGGUGACGUCAGGCUUGCAGGACUGGGUAAGUUGGCUCAUCAACAUGGCUCAGAAUAAUACACUAAAUGUUCUGGAGACAGCACAAACCCAAUGCCUUAGUCCUCAGUGGGUCAGUGCGGUGGGCAAUCCUGUUUGGCUGCACCAUCCAUUCAACUCAGGAAUGUUGGCAACUCAGCUGCCUCCCAUUUCCAUCGCAGGCAUUGGCAGUAAUGGACUGGGGACAGCGCAGCUCAUUGGCAGACACUGCAGCAAAGAUACGGGCGAGGAAAGCUGUAACUUACUGAGAACCACUGAGUAGCCUGCGGGGUCACCUCAUUCCUCAGCAGCAUUCCUGGUACUCGAAGAGUUAAUCGACGCACUCACAUUUUUAGCUGCUUCACUUUCUUCCCUUUAUGUUUUGUACUUUUCCAGUUUGGAACCUUGUUUAUCCCCCGCCCUGGGCUCGGUUGGAAACCGUUGACAAGAGUUUGUUUGACACUAUUUAAACCUGUACAAAAUUAUGAGACAAUUUCAAUGUAAAGUUGUACAGAGAAAGGAUUUGCCAUUUCUGGGUGAUCCCACCGUCAUGUCCAGUUGGAUACGUUGUGUAUAAAACAAAUAAAAUUCUGUUUUUGCUUUAA